Molecule: messenger RNA, 4304 nt
Organism: Camelus dromedarius (Arabian camel)
Lineage: Eukaryota; Metazoa; Chordata; Mammalia; Artiodactyla; Camelidae
Gene: DSG1
Product: desmoglein 1
Exons: 15
Coding region: 1-3153 (1050 amino acids)
Biological process (GO): homophilic cell-cell adhesion
Cellular component (GO): plasma membrane; desmosome
Molecular function (GO): gamma-catenin binding; calcium ion binding
Source: RefSeq, a predicted model, not a curated record
AUGAACUGGCACUUCUUCAGAACAGCUUCAGUGCUGUUCAUUUGUCUGGUGGUGCUGGAAGUUAACAGUGAAUUUCGAAUCCAGGUAAGAGAUUAUAACACUAAAAAUGGCACCAUCAAGUGGCAUUCCAUCAGAAGGCAGAAACGUGAGUGGAUCAAGUUCGCUGCAGCCUGCCGCGAGGGUGAAGACAACUCAAAGAGGAACCCAAUCGCCAAAAUUCACUCAGAUUGCGCUGCAAACCAGCAAGUUACAUACCGCAUCUCCGGAGUAGGAAUUGAUCAACCACCUUUCGGAAUUUUCAUCAUUAAUCAAAAAACUGGUGAAAUUAAUAUAACAUCCAUAGUUGAUCGAGAGGUCACCCCUUUUUUCAUUAUCUACUGUCGGGCUCUCAAUGCCCAAGGCCAAGAUUUAGAGAGACCUCUUGAGCUCAGAGUCAGGGUUUUGGAUAUAAAUGACAACCCUCCCGUAUUUUCUAUGUCGACUUUUAUAGGAGAGGUAGAAGAAAACUCUAAUGCAAAUACACUGGUGAUGAAACUCAAUGCUACUGAUGCAGAUGAACCAAAUAAUUUGAACUCAAAAAUAGCCUUCAAGAUCAUAAGACAAGAACCUUCUGAUUCACCAAUGUUUAUUAUCAACAGAUACACUGGAGAAGUUCGAACAAUGAAUAAUUUUAUAGACAGAGAGAAAUACAGCCAGUACUCUCUGGCUGUAAGAGGCUCUGAUCGUGAUGGCGGGGCAGAUGGUAUGUCGGCAGAGUGUGAAUGCAACAUCAAAAUCCUUGAUGUCAAUGAUAACAUCCCAUACCUGGAACAGUCUUCAUAUUCCGUAAAUAUUGAAGAAAAUGCUUUAAGUUCAAAUUUGCUCCAGAUUAGAGUAAUUGAUUUGGAUGAGGAGUUCUCAGCUAACUGGAUGGCAGUAAUUUUUUUUAUCACUGGAAAUGAGGGAAACUGGUUUGACAUAGAAAUGAAUGAAAGAACAAAUGUGGGAACUUUAAAGGUUAUUAAGCCCCUCGAUUAUGAAGAGGUGAAGAAUCUGCAGCUUAAUCUUGGUGUUAGAAAUAAAGCUGAAUUUCAUCAAUCAAUUAAGUCUCAAUAUAAACUCAUAGGAAGUGCAAUCUCUGUGACCGUGUUAAAUGUAAUUGAAGGCUCGGUGUUCCGUCCAGGUUCAAAGACGUAUGUAGUGACUAGUAAUAUGGGACAAAAUUACAAAGUGGGAGACUUUGUAGCUACUGACCUGGACACAGGUCUACCUUCAACAACUGUUAGAUAUGUAAUGGGAAAUAAUCCAACUGACCUGCUCGCUGUUGACUCACGAACGGGAGUAAUCACUCUGAGAAAUAAAGUUACCAAAGAACAAUAUCAAACACUUAAUGGAAAAUACCAAGGAACAAUCCUAUCUAUAGAUGAUUCUCUUCAAAGAACUUGUACUGGUACAAUUAACAUUAAUCUUGACGGUUCUGGCUGGGAAGAAGAUCGUGAACAGAGUACAACUGGUGGUGAAAUUAUUAAUGGAGGGAGUACUAGUACAAGCACAAACGACGUUACUUCCUCAGAUGAGACUAACAUCAAUACCAAUGCAGAAAAUGCUGGCGGUUCUGCAACAAAUACUUUUGAUGGAGAAGGCACUGAUGUUUAUAGGCACCGUCUCAGAGAUAAUGUACAUUUUGGUCCUGCUGGCAUUGGACUACUCAUCUUGGGAUUCUUGAUCCUAGGAUUGGUCCCAUUUUUGCUGCUCUGCUGUGACUACGGAGGUGCCGCUGGUGCUGGAGCCGGCUUCGAGCCUGUUCCCGAAUGUUCAGAUGGGGCGAUUCACCCGUGGGCAGUAGAAGAACCGCCGCCCACGGGUCUGACCACUGUCUGUGUACCAGCAGGACCCGCUAAUGCAAAUAUAAUUGAGUGCGUUGACAACACAGGCGUUUACACAAAUGAGUAUAGUGGCAGAGAAAUACAAGAUCUGGGAGGAGGAGAAAGAACAACAGGAUUUGAAAUGACAGAAGAAGUUAAAACGUCAAGAGCCCCUGAGAUAUGUCAAGACUAUUCUGGAACAAUGAGAAGAAAUUCCAUGAGGGAUUGCAGAGAAGGAGGGCUGAACAUGAACUUCAUGGAAAGUUACUUCUGUCAGAAAGCAUACGCUUAUGCAGACGAAGACGAAGGACGCCCAUCCAAUGACUGUUUGCUCAUAUAUGAUAUUGAAGGUGUAGGUUCCCCUGCUGGCUCUGUGGGCUGUUGUAGCUUCAUUGGAGAAGACUUGGAUGAUAGCUUCUUGGAUACACUGGGGCCUAAAUUUAAGAAGUUGGCAGAUAUCAGCCUCGGGAAAGAAGCUGAACCAUACCCAGAGCCUGACCCCUCUUGGCCAGCUGAGAGCACUGAACCAGUUUGUCCUCCGCAGGGAACAGAGCCCAUUGGUAGUGGACACCCCCCUAUCUCCCCACAUUUCGGCACUACCACAGUCAUUUCUGAGAGCACCUACCCCUCGGGACCUGGUGUACAGCAUCCUGUGCCUAUUCCUGAUCCUCUGGGCUAUGGUAAUGUCACUGUGACCGAGUCUUACACCACCUCUGGCACUCUGAGGCCCUCUGUCCAUGUUCAUGAUAAUCGACAGGCAUCCAACGUGGUGGUGACAGAGAGGGUGGUCGGCCCAAUCUCUGGUGCCGAUUUGCAUGGAAUGUUAGAGAUGCCUGACUUGAGAGAUGGGUCAAACGUGAUAGUGACAGAAAGGGUAAUAGCACCAAGUUCAAGCCUGCCCACCACUCUGACCAUCCCUGAUCCUAGAGAGUCUUCAAAUGUGGUAGUGACAGAAAGAGUAAUCCGGCCAACUUCCGGCGUGAUGGGCAGUCUGAGUAUGCACCCCGAGUUAUCGAAUACCCACAACGUGAUUGUGACAGAGAGGGUAGUUUCGGGCUCCAGCAUAACUGGAAUUAGUGGCCCAGUGGGGACAGGCGGAGGCAGCAGUACAGGCAGCAGUGGCCUGAUUGGCAGCGCAGCCGGAGUAAGUGGUGGUGGCACUGGGCUGAGCAGCAUGGGGGGGACCGCCACCAUUGGCCACUUGAGAGGCUCCUCUGACCAUCACUUUAGCAGCACCCUGGGUUCCGCCUCCCCGACCACAGCCCGAAGUCGAAUCACAAAGUACAGUACAGUACAAUAUACCAAGUAGCCAGCACCCAGCACACUUCUUCUCAGUGAUUGUGACUUAGGUUCAAUUCCCACCACCCAAAAAUGAACAAUGUGAUUUGUGACGCACAAUUGGGUUCUAAGAAAACUGUGCAACGAGGUGAGACUCCACAGCAAGGGAAACAGACGGAAGCAGUGUUAUUGGGCAAGAGCUCUCCUUGGCAUUUGUAAACUUUUUUCUCAUAUUAAUACUAAUGGAAUCAUGACAGUGAACUAGAACUUGAGACAGGGUCUUCUUUGUGCCUGGAUGGCCCGUAGGGUCUUCCUUGCUUCCGUGUGGCCUGUAGUAUAUCUCCAGCACACGGAAUAAAUAAAACUCGGUCAUGUAAAUGCACUGGCCUUAAGAUGACAAUUCGCAUAAUUCUCCUUGCUCUGUUUGGAUUUGCCCUGAAGCUCAGGCAAUACCUAAAAAGAACUAAACAUGCAAUAUGUGCUCAUGUAUGUGGGAAGAAUUUGAAAUAUGUGCCAAAUGCCAUGUCAGUUUCACAGAUAAUAUAAAUAAAAAUCCAACCACAUAUUCAGACCAGGGUUAAUCAUUAAAGAAAAAAAAUCUGGCUACACAGCUAAGUCCACAAGCCACAAGCACUCCUACUUUAAUAAUUGCACUGGGUAAAAUAAACCUCGAAUUAGGAGAUGUUUUCAUAAGAGAGUGGCAACAGAGAGACUGAUUUGGGGUAAACUGGCAAUGUCUGAGCCUGGAUUUUGAGAUGGGGCUUCAGCUAUAAUUCCUAUGGAGUCAAGGACUUCUCUGAUUCUAGUUUGUGUUUAGUGGUAGAUGCAAUGGUGAUGAAUAUUGUAUACUGGUGAGGUUGCAGGAUAUCACACCCAUUUCCCCCUUUACCAUUGUGACUCUGACUUAAUAAAGGAAAACCUGACAACUGUACUUCUCAGAAUGAAGAAAGUAACACCUGACAUGGUUGUCAUCACUAGCUACCUUCCAAGGAAGCAGAUGGGAACUGCAUUGUAUUUUUCAGAUUGUGUUUUUAGUGUUAUUCAUUUAUACCCAGCUCUUUAUUACACAUCUCCUAAGUUAAAAUAAUUUACUUAGGCUGAGCUGUGAAAAACAACCUGCAGUAUGGUUAUGCUUUGGGAAAUUUUUUUUAAGGGAAUCUUAAAAAAAAAGUUUUUAGAACA